Molecule: messenger RNA, 1682 nt
Organism: Amphiprion ocellaris (clown anemonefish)
Lineage: Eukaryota; Metazoa; Chordata; Actinopteri; Pomacentridae
Product: N-acetyllactosaminide beta-1,3-N-acetylglucosaminyltransferase 3-like
Exons: 2
Coding region: 90-1115 (341 amino acids)
Cellular component (GO): membrane
Molecular function (GO): hexosyltransferase activity
Source: RefSeq, a predicted model, not a curated record
UUAUCUGUACUUACUUGAACUUCUGUUGCUGUGCACAUAUUGUCUGUGAAGGAACAGAGGGAUCCUCAUCACUGCAUUGAUCUACCAACAUGUGCGGCCUUUCAAAGAAGCAUAUCUCCAUUGCCACUUCCUUAGUGUUGGGAGUUCUUGUCUUGGUGGGUUAUUUUUGGUUUUCUGAAGACCUGACCGGCUACAAACCCAUCCUCCCUCAAGAAGAUGAGAAUAAGUCUGUCAUUCAACCAAAGCCAGAACAUGAAAUUACUGCUAAUAAUUACUCCUGGCCAAAAUGUCAACAAAACACAUCAGCUGCUAUCAUCCCUGGCUUCAGCUCACUUCCUCAUCAUAUACAAGACUUUCUCUACUAUCGCCACUGUCGACAUUUUCCCAUGAUACUGGAUGUUCCUGACAAAUGUGGAGGAGCUGAUGGAUCUGCAGAAGUCUUUCUUCUACUGGUCAUUAAAAGCUCUCCUGUGAACUACAACCGUCGAGAGGUGCUGCGUAAAACCUGGGCUAAAGAGAGAUUGCAGAAUGGUGUGUGGAUCCGAAGACUCUUCAUCUCAGGAACCAUGGGUGUUGGUGUAGAGAAAAAGAAACUCAACAAACUCCUCGAACUGGAGCAACGUGAGUACAAUGACGUCCUCCAAUGGGACUUCAAUGACACAUUCUUCAACCUUACUUUGAAGCAAGUCCUCUUCCUGGAAUGGAUGGACAGAAACUGUCCAAACGUUCGCUUCCUGAUGAACAGUGAAGAUGAUGUUUUUGCCAACACAGACAAAAUGGUUGCAUAUCUAAAAUCCCUGAAGGACAAUGAUGGAAGCAAACACCUCUUUACUGGCUAUCUGAUUGAGAAUAGGGGACCACAUCGAAUACCAGAUAACAAGCAUUAUGUUCCAGUUCAGGUUCAAGAGACAGACACAUACCCUCCUUAUUUAGGUGGUGGAGGCUUCCUGUUGUCAGGCUACUCUGCUACGGUCAUGUACAAAAUGUCCCACUCCAUCAUGCUUCAUCCCAUUGAUAAUGUCUACAUGGCAAUGUGCCUCGAGAAAGCAGAACUUCGUCCUACAUGCCACACAGGGGUUAAGAUAGCAGGACAACGCAAGUCCCGACAAUAUUGAUCCAUGAGAAGCUUGUUAGUUUAAAUCACAGGCUCAGCUAUUAAACUACAACUUCCCCAAAACUCUGUGCUUAAGGGGGACAUUGAAAUAAAUGCCACUGUAUGUAUAAAUCAUCAACUAUCUGUUUAAUGAUCGUGUGACUCAAAGUGUAACUGUGGUGAUUGUGAUGAAUUGGUUGUGGUGUCAUGUAUUUGAAAAGGAUUAUAUAUUCUGGGAAGUUAUAGUGCUACAGGGUUUUUAUGUUUAAAGUCUUUAUCAUUAUCAGUAUGGCACACAUUAUUGUUUUUGGGAACAGAAGGCUCAGCUGGGUGAGGUGGGAAUACCUUUAAUGUUUUACUGCAAAAUGUUGCGUGUAUAUUUGUAAAAUGCUUAUAAAAUACUGCGGAACAAUCGUGUAGCUAGCAUAGGGUCCAAUGCUAGAGCCGUCUGGUGAUCGAAUCUUACAUUAGAGAACUAAUAUCUUCUGAAAGUAAUUGUACUCUAAGGAUUAUAGUGAGGUGCUGAUUACUGGUUUUUGUAAUGUACCUCUAUUGGAUACAUCAAUAAAUGUUUUCAGCUCACGUUUAA